GCCUGACCAUAUAUGCCUGAGGCGCUGGGGAUUGAAACCCUCUCCCGUGACUCCGAGGCUGUGCUCACACCAAAAGUUACAAGUCUAUUAGUCUAGGCGGCGGCGUUCACCAACUCACUCACUUCUUUCCCCCUCAAGUCUCCACCGCCUAUGAUCCUCCCUCUCUCUGCUACUCCUUUUCCUUCCUUCUUCGUCUCCUCGGGUAUUAAUUUAACAUCGCUAGUUUGAUUCGCUUCCCUUUGUUGUUUUUCCCUCCUUCCCUCUCGAUGAGUGCCCGCCCGACUCCCCUUCGACGGCCGUCCGAUUGGUCAUAGCUUCUCAGCCAACAAAAGACCCUUCGUACCUAACACGGAACCUCCCUGAAAAACCCCUCUGUGUUCGUUGUUCUGGCACGGUAGUCUUCUGGUUUCUGUAUCGGAGGGACUCAAUAAUGCGACCACCACGUCUGAUUGUUCUCGUUUUUUGUUUCAUUUUCUUUCCUAUCUUCCUCACUCUCUUUUCUGUUCUUACAUCAUCAUCCCGGGUGACCACUCCUAGGUCGUUCGCCGGUCGAGCGACGGGACUCCAUGCUCUCUUUUCCUUUAAUAUACCCUCGUCGCUAUUCCCGCCGUCUGCGAUUAUCAGCCUGACGGAUGAUAAUUCGACGUUCUUCUUGGCCAGGCCCGCAGCGUUUGGCCCUCUCCUCCCUGACAAGGGACUCAGUGGCCAGCUAUGGAUCGGUAGCGGAUUUGGAGAUAGAACCACUGCCGGGGCGGAAGGAGAAUUAGGGUGUUCGGAUAUCCCAGGAUGGGGGGAGGGUGACGGUCGCAGGCAAGAUACCACGGCGACGUCGGACAGCAAGCUCGGGAAGCCUCCGUCUGGUGCAGGAGCGGACCCGGCUACCUCGAACAAUUAUCGUACGGAUUCCAAGCAGGACACCGACUCACAAUCCAAUACCAACGAUGGUGUUGUCACCCCGUCAACGAAUGAUGGCACGGACGAUCAUCUCCACCACCCACUCCCCGAAUCUACAGUAGUAGAGCCCAGUACAUCGGAGCAGCGCGGGGAUAGCCAUCAGAAUAGGCAAACUGAACAUGCCGACAUACAAUCUCUCCAAGAGAGCGCUGAAAUAAGCGGCAGAGUGGUUUUGUUGAGUCGGGGUGGCUGUGGCUUCUUGGAGAAGGUCAAGUGGGUACAAAGGCGCGGAGGAAUCGCUCUAAUCGUUGGGGAUGACACUCGCGGAGGCAGUCUGAUCACCAUGUACGCGCGGGGUGAUACGUCGAACGUGACAAUUCCUGCGCUCUUCACUUCCUAUACUACGGCGCAUUUGCUAUCAUCCCUGGUUCCCCCGCAGGCCGGAGGAGAUCUGAGCGUAGAUGAUGCUUCUGGACCGCGCCACACAAAACUUUCAAGCCACGGUACUUCUGGAAACCAGUAUGUAGCGCCUACAACUACGUCUGCUGCGCCAUUUACGUCUCCAACUUCCACACGGUAUGCCACAUCAUCUGGUGGAAAGUCGACCACCGCGACCCGCAAACUGGGCUUCGUUCAAAGCCUCAUGUCUCUAUUAGGGGGAGGAAGAAAUAUUAGACAUUCCGGCCGCCUUCCCGAGGAUAGCCAACGGCCACCUAGUAGUGGAAACAUUAACUGGGUGCUAAAGGAUACCUGGGAUGACCAGGAGAUACCCGGGGAUGGCUCCGAUCGCGCCCACAGCCAAGCCAAGGCCGAUAGCGGUGUCGAUGACCGCAAGAGACCCGACAUUGUCUCAGAAGGGACUGACAGUGAUGGGUUUGUCAUUGGUAUUCAGGAUUGGCGAGACCCCGACCUAGUAGCUCCCAUCAGCAGCUCAAUCCCAUCACCGAGUAGUGCUCCAGAGUCGGACGCUAGCAAAACGCAGAUGACUGGGAAAGGCUCACGCCCCACAGGCGCUUCGCUCAAGGGUGGCAGCAUUACCCCCGGAAGUGGCGAGUAUCGUACAGUCGAUAAGUCAAAAGCCAACGAAGCAGAUUUACAGAGAUCAAACCGCCAGAGCUUAGGCAGAGACACUCGAGCAUCCUCUCCGCAGAGCAAAGGUUGGUUUGCAAGGCACUUCUCUUGGAAAAAGGCGGAUUUGAGCCAGUCCGUCAGGCGAGACUAUCUAGAGGAUCGAAAGGUGCAUGGCGCAUAUUCUCAGAGCAAUAAAAAUGUUGGGCAGCUUGAACACGAGGGCUUAUGGGUCACCUUGACACCGACAAGCAUGUCUACUAGUCCCUUCUUCGAUACGCUUCUGAUUCUUGUCGUGAGCCCUUUGCUCACACUGACUGUUGUAUAUGCUCUUCUGUUGCUGCGCUCUCGUAUCCGUCGAAGACGUUGGCGAGCCCCUAAAUCUCUCGUUGACCGUCUUCCCGUGAGGACUUACCACACCAUCACCACAUCUUCGUCCUCCACGUCAAGCUCGUCGCGGUCCACUAGUCCUGGCCCGGUUUCGCAAACAUCGCCCUUGCUGGGCUCUGGAAACCGGUCGGGACAACGUCGCACUCAGGAAACACCGGGGAGCGGGGUAGAGCCGAAGAGCCCUAAGCGGAAGUCUCCUAAAAAGGAGAAAACUGGCUCGUCAUCUACUUUGUGGCGACGCAAGUAUACUGGGCGGCAGGUUGAGUGCGUCGUCUGCCUCGAAGAAUACGUUGACGGGCAAAGCAGGGUGAUGAGCCUGCCCUGUGGGCAUGAGUUCCAUGCCGAGUGCAUUACACCAUGGUUGACCACUCGUCGGCGAACCUGUCCCAUUUGCAAAGGGGAUGUCGUUCGGUCCAUGUCUCAAAAUAAGGCUGCUGAAACACGCGAAUCCUCAGAAUCCGUGGACCAUCCCCAUGGCCACGAGUUAGAGAAUGCAUCGUCUGCUCCCUUACCGAUCAUGAACAACGGUGAGGAUGAGGUGUCGGACCUCGAACGCCACAGCAGUUCUGAUGUUGGACUCCUUGAACGGCACUCUUCUUCGGCGCCUCCGCCAAACUGGAGAAACUUCGCCGCGCUUAGCUUUUCCGCCCUCAACGGCGAUACUAUUUGGCAUCAAGGCCGGACUGAUCGCGAGCGGUAAUCUCUUCUCAUCCUUUCCUUCUACAAUACCCCUGGCAUAUAGUUGUUUGCAGAACAUGGGCAUUAGUUUCUUCCAAGGAACUCGCUGCCCUGCGCGAAAAUGUUUUCCAUUGGCGAUCUUUUAGGCUGCUCACUUUGAGCUUGGUUGGCGUUACGGAUAUGGUGAGCAGGCGCAGUGCAGACCCAGGAAGAUCGUUAGCUACAAACUAUUAUUCCUGGACAGACUUUUCCAUUUUUCUACGUGCUAAACCUGGCGAAUCGUAUAGCGACUGGACUACCCUUGUCUUGUUCAUUCUCUUCCUUUUUUUUUCCCAUGUUUCUCCUAGUCAAAUCGCAGUAUUGACCACGUAUGUACAUUAAAAAAAAUAAAACCAUUGAUGAAUCUCGGCUUUAUAAAUAGCUGAAGACAUGACGUCAUAGCCGCGUACUAAGCUUCUCCUGACUUUUCUGUGUUUAUUUCUCUCCCCCCCAUCAACUCUCUCCCUGGCAGUUAAAA
This is a messenger RNA of Aspergillus alliaceus, 3547 nucleotides long. RefSeq names its product PA and RING finger domain protein. Bases 431 to 3052 code for a protein of 873 amino acids. The record is from RefSeq and is a predicted model, not a curated record. NCBI's taxonomy places the organism in Eukaryota, Fungi, Ascomycota, Eurotiomycetes, Eurotiales, Aspergillaceae. The transcript is spliced from 2 exons.